Mercenaria mercenaria is the source of this 5580-nucleotide messenger RNA. RefSeq names its product insulin-induced gene 2 protein-like. The record is from RefSeq and is a predicted model, not a curated record. Gene Ontology annotation, biological process: SREBP signaling pathway; SREBP-SCAP complex retention in endoplasmic reticulum; cholesterol biosynthetic process. NCBI's taxonomy places the organism in Eukaryota, Metazoa, Mollusca, Bivalvia, Venerida, Veneridae. The coding region runs from base 169 to 774 and encodes 201 amino acids. Gene Ontology annotation, cellular component: SREBP-SCAP-Insig complex; endoplasmic reticulum. The transcript is spliced from 6 exons.
AUCCUUGUGUUGUGGUCAUGUGACACAUCAGGCUAUCAGCUGUGUAUAAACGAAAAGUGAAACACUGUGAAAUUAGAGAUAAAAGUACAUAUUUAGCUGAAAUUUACAACAAAUGUUGUUAUCUGUGAUAUUUUAACAAUUCAGGUUGUUGACUGUUCAACAGUGAAAAUGAGUCCAAUGAUGAAAACACUGGUAAGAGGCGUGAUUCUGUUCUUCUUCGGUGUGUUUUUCUCUUUGGUUUUGAACUUGCUGCAAGUAUAUCGGGAACAGCUUGACGAGGACAAGCAGCCAGGCAAAUUUGAUCACUACGAGUCAUCCUGGUGGGUUCUUCCAGCAUGUGGCAUGACUGCAGCUUUUGUUGGUUUGCUAUACCCAUUCUUGGAUAAACGUCUGGAGGAGCCAUUGAUUUAUAAGGGAGAAUGGUCCAAUGUGAUGAGAUGUGUAGCUGUGUUCGUUGGAAUCAAUCAUGCUAGCGCUAAACUGGAAUUUUCUAAUAAUUUGCACAUGUCACUGACGCUGGCAGCAAUGUGUAUAGGCCUGUGGUGGUUGUUUGACCGAUCCAAGAGUGGGUUUGUUCUCGGUGUUAGUACAGCUGUCCUUGCUACAGUUCUCACACAGUUUCUAGUUUAUCAGGGAAUCUACAAAUAUUCCAAAGCAGACCUUAUGUUUGUACGAUCGUGGCUUCCAUGUAUAUUUUUCUCAGGGGGAGUCACUAUAGGCAACAUUGGUAGACAACUUGCUAUGUAUGAUACAGACAAGGAAAAGAAAGACUGAAAAAACAGAUCUGUGAUAUAAUACUGGUGAUCUUAGUCAUAAUAUUGUGGUUCUGGGACAAUCCUAUAGCAUAACUGACUUCCAGACACUGGGAAUAGAGGAUAGGGCUGUCCCAAGAAUUACGUGUUCAUAUUUCAUAUCCAUGGUAAAACCAUGCCGCCAUCAAGUUUUGAGGGAUAUGUUUAUGUUUGACAGAAUGGAGUUUGGAAUUUACUGCAGUGUUCAAGAUUAAAGUUUCAGAGAUUCAACAAGAUGGUGAAAUGCUCUGCUAUUGAUGAAGAUGUUCAAUUACUACACAGCUAUACAGUAAAAUUAGGAUUGGAUGCAAGCUGUUAGCACUCUUUUUCACUUAGAUUCUUAAUCUGAUUGUUUAAUGUAAAUCUUUGGGAGGAGAAUUUCGCCUCAGUAAUGAAGAUAUUGACUUUACCUCCAAAUUUAAACUGUUUCUAGCUUGUAUUUGUUUGUUUUUCUGUCUAAGAUGAAAAUGUCUUUCAUGGCUGAACACCAGCUGUUAUAUUUUCGCAAGUGGCAUAGCCACAAGUGAACAUUUAAAUAUGUUGUUAUGAAAUAUAUUAUGAUCUUAUGUGUAAAACAAACAAAUGCUUCUUAUUUUGUCUUUUCAGACAAAAUUUGACAAAUUUUACCGUUUUUGAUAAAAUUGAAGUUUGUAUCUUACUGCCAUAGAUACCAGAUAUUUCACUAAUAUUUAGAUAAUUCACUCUGAAUAGUGUGUCAUUAGAAUCUGGCUGCAUAUUUUUAAAAUUACAUUUCAAUACAGGUUCCUUUGAUGUUUAAGAAAAUUCUCAAAUGAAAAAAAAAUUCUAUGAAAACUGGCCUGUACUGUUGAUGACAUACACAGAAAAUUUAAUUACAACGCAUAUUAUUUCUUGAAAGAAAUUAGAAUUUAUUAAUAAACUUAAAUGGCUGACCAUGUGGUCAUCAUCAACAUAUAUUUCAAUUCCCGAGUUUUCUAAACAUGAAAAAAGAAUUUUGUAUUUUUGUAACACGACUAUUUGCUUAGUGUUUUUAAUGGAUGUUUAGAACACUAAGGUGUAUAUUGAAGACAUUUUGUUAAUUUUGUAACAGAUUUUUGCCUGUUUAAAGGUCCUUUAAUGAAGUUAUUCAGGUGUGUAACACUGCAGUAUGUGUGUCAGUUCAGUUUUAGAAACCAUUGUUGUAUAGAACUGCUGAUGAUGCAAAGAAAAGUUUUUGUUUGAUUGUCAUCUAUCUGAAUGACAUUUUAGGAAAAAUUGUUUAGUUACACCUGCCAGAAAUUUGGGGUUUUAUCAGAUUGCAUUUCGUUUGAGUUUUUGUCAAAUUGGAAUUUUGUGCAUUACAUACGGGUUUUGUAAAUAUUUAUGUACAUAUAUGUGUAUAUAUAUAUAUAUAUAUAUAUAUAUUGAUAAUGUUGUGGGGAUGAAGAAACUCAGAUGUUGAAAUGAGGGAAAGUAUUUUUAGGUAAGAUUUUGCUAAGCCCUGUAAUAGGAGGAAAACAGUGUGUUAGGUUAUUGUGUUUAAGUUGUGCGAAUAUGAGCCGUGCCAUGAGAAAACCAACUGUGAAAUAAAGAUUAUUCUGUGGGCUUGGAUAUGAUGAAAUUAUGUGGUUUGGCCAAAUCCGUUCUUGUCUAGAUAUGAAUUUGUGCUUCUUCACUUAUGAAUAUGAAAUAAAUGAGAAUUUUAUUAAAUCUACAACAAUUAGUCACCUACAAAUAUCAACGAUUUAGCAGUAUUAGCAAAGACUGGUAUUGAAUGAGUAAGAACUAAAUAAAAUAACACUUGACAAUUGAUCUUCAGCUGCUACAAAUGUAUAUCUUGAUAAAUUACUCUGUUAAAAAUGCUUUAACUACAGAAGAAAUUUAUUUAUGUCUGGGGAGACCUAUUGUUUUUGCAUUUGUCGUCCAUCCGUCCGCAUUAAGCUUGUCCAGCUUUCCAGGUCAAACUGCUGGCCGGAUUUUGACGAGAUUGAGACAUACGUUUUUGUGACGAAGACACCUAGUUUAUUCUGUAAUUAUGUCUCCCACCACACAGUAGUGUGGGAGACAUAUUGAUUUACUCCAGUCUGUGUGUUACAAAGCUUGUCUGCACUCCAAGUCGAACAUUUCUCAUCCGAUCUUCACCAAACUUCAACAAUAUGUGUCUGCCAAUAAGUGCUCAGCCAAGUUCGAUAACUAGCCAAAUCGGCCUAGGCACUUUAAAAUUAUGGCCCUUGAUUUACCAAAAACUCUCCGAUUUCUUGCGCAGUUUUACCCCUAAACCGGCGCCUAUACUACUAGUAGUAUAAGCAUCCUUUUGGUGUCAUGAAAGCGCAUGCACAUGUGGAUUAAGUAAACAGUAUAUAAGGACUGACUUACUAUUUAGAUGAUUAGGCAGUUGUGGGAGACAUGCGCUUUUCUCAAAAGCAUCUUUAGUUAGAAUAGGGUUUGGAAUUUAAUGCAAAAUUUUUUCACUGCCAGUAGGUGUUUAGAUGUGGUUGUGUUCAGAUGUGAUUGGAAUAUCUGAAUGGAAAGAAAUGUAUUUGUGUAAGAUUUGUUACAGUUUACAAUAGGACCAAAGUAAUAUGAUACUAACCAUUGAGGUGGAAAUAGUUUAAAUACUGUAGUAUUCAAACAUAGUUUCAGAUUUAUUAAAAUUUAAUGCAAAAUACGUAAGCAUAGAAAAUAUUUCAGCAUGCUAAUAUGAUGUAUUCUAUCUAUGUAUUAGACAUAUAUGUAAUAUAUGUUAUGCUCAUCUCUGCAACGUGUCAAUAUGAAUACUACAAAAGAAAAAGAACUGUCUGUCUGAAGGUGUAUACUUAUUGGAGACAGUCAUAUUGACUGUUUUCUAUUUAAAAUGCCUAGCCUGUUCUCAAAGCAAUUUCCAUUGUUGUGCUUUUUUUGGCACCAUUAAAUGCAGAAAUUCAAUUAGUAUGUUUCUAGAAAGUGAUGUAACACUUAUCUAAUUAAGUCUUAUUUGAUCAUGUGAUAAAAUGUGGCACCAUGAUGGGUAGUGGAAAAAAAAAACCUAUGUUCAAGGAUAACCUAAAACAAAAUUGUAACUUCAGCAUCUUUCAUCAUGUAAGCUGGAAUAAGGAAUUUCUACUUCAGGUUUUGCAUUAUAUUUAGAGAAAAAAGUAUUUGCUUCUCUUAAAAAAUUUUUUUUGUACGUUCAACAGGUUAAAUGGAGACCAUAUUACAUGCUUUUGGAUAACAAUAUAUGUGUAGAUUCUAGUCACAGUGUAUUUACUAAGUACAGUUACUUUGUUGUUUGGCAACUUCAGUCAUAAAGGUUUUAAUCAUCUUAAAGUCCUUCAUUUAUACAGAAUCCCAAGUUUAGCAGUAUUUGUUUAUAUAUUGUAUUACUAGUUUUUAACUUGGAAUGUGUUGUGAUAAAGACGGUAAUAUAUUAUUUACGCACUGUUAUGUUGUUAUGGCAAUUAUUUUCAGCAGUCGUUUUUGCUGGAUUGUAAUGUUGAAAUUUUAAAGAAAUUCGAAAUGAAAAUGUAUUGAUGUUAACUAUUUAUGAAGUCAGUCACACAAGGUAAGCUUGAUGUAGACUGGCCAUUUCUGAUACUAUAAAACAUUUAUGGUUUGAGAGAACUUUAUUUUUGCUAAUAUUAAUGGGUUUCAUUCGUGAAUUUCAAAGGUUUAUUUUACUAGUUGUAUCCGACAGUAUAAAGAUGGUUUUCUGCAUCAACAUUUCAUAGCACUUUAAUUACAUUUUGGGAAUAAAAUUUUUGAAUAAAUAGGAGCAAAUGGAUGAAAUGCAAGUGCUUUACAGCAGUUCUGUUAAUUUGAAAUGACGUAAAACUAAUAAUAAACAUUCCCUAUUGUAAAGAAUUUAGUAUGGAAUUAAUUGUUAGUAAUUCAUGUAUAUAGUCAGAUGUUUUAACUGUUACUAAAUAUUGAGAAGAUUUUAUGUUUAAGCAAAGCUUGCUAAGAUUUAGUACAUGAACUAUGUUGGUUUAUAAUACUUUAAAGAUUGGAAUAACUAUUAAUUUAUUCCAUGAAGUAAAAAAAAACAAUCGUUUACUGUUUUUUGUUCUGGUUAGGAAUUUUUAACAAUGACCAUUCCUGCAAAAUAUUUAUUUUGAGGAAAAACUUCAUGUACUAAAGUAAAUUUCAUGGUUUUAAGAAGGUCUGCAUAUUUGCUUAUUUUACAGGGGGAAAAAGUAGACAUACUGUAGCUGUAUUAGAUUUUCUGCUUCGACUUGUAAAUAAUUCUAAUAGACUAGGUUCCACUUGCUUCAAUAUUUUUGUAAAUUUCUUGUGACAGAAUAACAUUGCAACCUAGAGGGCGGUUACAGCUGUUGACUACAUGAACUUAAAUCCGACCUGUACUUUUCUAUGCAUGAUGAGGGGAAAUGGUCUGACGUACACCUAGGUCUGCAUUACAGGAGAUAAUGUUUGGCUAUUUUUCAUCAUGUAGCUAGCCUAGGUAAUUUGUUAUACAGGUUUAUAAAACCUACUGUAACAGAACAUGUCUGUGACUGUUAUUCAUUUUUCCUAUUGCAUUCAUUAAACAAGCUUUUGUGCGGUGGAAUUUUUUCAUUUUUCACAUAGCCAAAAACACAUUUUGGACUCGAAAAAGUCCAGACAGAUUGACUUUUAAACUGAACUUGAAUUGCUGAGUUUAGUUUCCAGACAGGUGGAGUAGUGCUUACACUUUCAAAAUUGUAUUAAAAUGUCUCAAAGAUUAUGUGCUUAUUAUGGAGAGUUAUUCAUAACAAAAUUGCCAUCAAGAGAAAAUGGCCACAUGUUGCAAUGAAAUAUAAAAUUAUAUGAUAAUGUUAAAAAAAAAAAAAAAGUGAUUAAAAAUGUCAAAAAUAUA